Messenger RNA from Plectropomus leopardus (leopard coralgrouper), 2300 nucleotides. RefSeq names its product dual specificity phosphatase 22a (gene dusp22a). The record is from RefSeq and is a predicted model, not a curated record. NCBI's taxonomy places the organism in Eukaryota, Metazoa, Chordata, Actinopteri, Perciformes, Serranidae. Gene Ontology annotation, cellular component: cytosol. Gene Ontology annotation, biological process: protein dephosphorylation; signal transduction. Gene Ontology annotation, molecular function: protein tyrosine phosphatase activity.
UUGUCUACGGUCUAUUCGCAUGUAUGACAGCGAAGCUCAUGUGUGAGCUGCAGCGGCCACAUGCUGUGAUGUCACACACCGGAUGAACCCGCAGCUGCAGUUGUUUCACGUCAAAACAAUCCGGAAGACGAUGCAGCAUGACGGAACUGUAUUGGAGCGGAGACGAGGUCAAGGCGGAUUUAAUAACACUACUGUUUUAGGCACGGUAGUGGACUUUAAUAAUGUUGUUGAAUAGGAGUCAAACAUAGAGACUAAAGCGAAGAUUGUCCACUGUGUUGUGAGUUUGAAGCCAAUCAAUUCCGCCUCGCGUUUUGGAUUCAAAGUCCAUGUUUAGAUAUCACAGCAGAUCUAGAUAUUACAGUGUUAGCUCAUCGCAGACUGGACCAGAGUCAUCAUGGGCAAUGGAAUGAAUAAGGUUGUCGAUGGGCUCUAUCUUGGAAAUAUAAGAGAUGCAGAAAACAAAGAAAGCCUGUCUAAGAAUGGCAUCACCCACAUCCUGUCAGUGUACAACAAUGCUAAACCUGUGUUUGAGGACAUGACGUACCUUUGUAUUCAUGCAGCUGAUGCUUCCAGCCAGAACCUAUUACAGCAUUUUAAAGAGUGCAUCAGCUUUAUACAUGAGUGUCGCCUGAAUGGUGGAUCCUGUCUUGUUCACUGCCUUGCAGGUGUGUCCCGCAGCACUACCAUGGUGGUGGCCUACCUGAUGACUGUAACCCACUACAGCUGGGAGGAGUGUCUGUCUGCAGUCAAGGCUGUCCGCUCCUUUGUCGGCCCAAACUACGGAUUCCAGCAGCAGCUGCAAGAGUACCAGACAACACAAGUCUCAGAGUACCGAGCCUGGUUACGGGCCAAUUUCCGUCCCAGUCCAUUUAAUGACCAGGAGCAAGUGGGAGCUCUGCUGAGCCAGUACACAGAGCAACAGGAGAGCCAGAGGAGAGGAGGAGACCAGCGCUGGAUAAAUCAAGGUGUAGGUGUCUGUGCUCUGCCGUCCAACCCCGAUGACCCUGAAGGCAGCAGCUGAAACGUGGGCCGCUGACUGUGCUAAAAUCCUGCCCAUUACUGUCUGUAAACAGUAACGAUAAUUCUGUACUCAAUUCCAAAUCAACCCCAAGUUUGAUCUAACUUUAAGGCCUUUCUACAAUUCUGAAAGCAUAGGUUGAAAUAAAUCGGCCCCUAAAAGCCAAGCAAAUCUUUCAUACUUUAUUUGCAGCCGUCCGAUCAUUUGUAAUCAAUGGAGGUUGAUUUAGAAUUGGGCUACGGACUCUAAUCCACUACCAAUACCUUCCCUUCACCCUUAACUAAGUAUAGCCACAACCGGGGUAUCGGUGCUCACAGACGCCUUACUCUUAACACCUCAGCACCUUAGCCAUGAUGAAUAAACUACACCUCUGUGCGGACUCUUUACACCUGCAAUGUUCAGCUCAGUAGCCUUAAAGAAGAGACUGAUAAAUGCUGUCUUAAAGGAACACUUUGUCUCUAACUAUGUGGAUGGAAAUCCACAAAUCUGUAACCAAUUUGAUGAGAUUAGUUUGAGCAGCUAUUCUGACACAUUCAUUCUAUUUCUAUUGACGGACCGCAUUUGCCGAAAUGCAAUCUCAAAACCCCUUAGCUAUCGUCUGAUGUUAAUUUAGUUUUAUAUUUGCCCUUGUAUGCAGAAAUCUGUUCAUCGAGAUUUGACAAAAUAAUCAGCACACCUAAUAGGAGGUCUUGGCCUGGAUAUCUGCUGGCUGCACUGGAUCUACCAAAUUAUGGCCAUUGCCCCCAGAGGCUUUAUCGUUAUCAGAGCGAUAGUUCAUGGGUUAUCUAGUUAGGUUAAAGAAACAAAAAUGAUAACAUCCAAAGCCUCCGUAGUAUGUCCCCAGUAAACUGAUGCUGGAUAAUAUAAGCCAGGCGUGGCAUUUGUUGGUAAACUAGGCUGUUUCCAUUUUCUACAGUUGUAGAGAACAUUGAUUUACACCACGGCCACUUAAGGACACACCAUUAAAGUAACACAUGGAAUAAGUUCAGAAAUUAGUAAAAUGUUCCUUUAAGUACAUAGCAGGUUUAAUUGGGAAGCCACAUAAAGAGUUGUUGAGUAACACUCUAACUACAUAUGAAGAAUCUCUGCAGUCCAAAUGCUUCCUGAAUUUACCGAAGCUCUGAUUUAUCUUUUUAUUGUGACAAAGCUGAUUUUUAGAUGAUUUCUGUUAUAGAUACAUGGGUACAGUUAAUUGUUGUAAUCGUGUAUGUAUGGUGCUUUUUUGUUUGUGUUUUAUAAUAAAAACUAUGGAAAUGCUAAUAAAUCUGUACUACCGAUGCCA